AUGACCGACUCCGUCAUGGAGGUAGACAACCCUGGGGCUGCUAUCCAGCAGCUCCAGAGCGGCGAAAUCGAUGAAUCCCUCUACAGCAGACAGCUCUAUGUUCUUGGCCACGAGGCCAUGAAGCGUAUGGGUUCCUCUAACAUCCUUAUCGUUGGUUUGAAGGGAUUGGGCGUGGAAAUCGCAAAGAAUAUUGCACUUGCUGGUGUCAAGUCUCUUACUUUGUUCGAUACACAACCCGUGGCCAUCGGCGAUCUGUCCUCCCAAUUCUUCCUACACCCCGAAGAUGUUGGCAAACCCCGAGCAGAGGUGACUGCUCCUCGCGUCGCCGAACUGAACUCUUAUACUCCAGUCUCCGUCCACAAGUCUUUUUCAUUGACCGACGAUCUCACUCAACUCAAACAAUACCAAGUUGUCGUCAUGACAAACACUCCUCUCAAAGAUCAACUCACAAUUGCUGAAUACGCACAUGCAAAUGGGAUCUAUCUCGUCAUUGCAGAUACAUUUGGCCUGUUCGGAUAUGUUUUCACAGACUUCGGCAAAGAUUUCACGGUUGGUGAUGUGACCGGGGAAAAUCCCAUCAGCGGAAUCGUUGCCGAUAUCGAUGAGACUGGUCUGGUCUCCGCACUGGAUGAGACACGCCAUGGUCUGGAGGAUGGCGAUUACGUGGAAUUCGCCGAACUCAAAGGUAUAGAUGGAUUGAAUGGAACAGCUCCUCGGAAGAUCACGGUGAAAGGACCAUAUUCGUUUUCCAUUGGAGAUGUCUCUGGCCUGGGUAAAUACCAAGGUGGUGGUCUUUUUGCUCAAGUCAAGAUGCCUAAAGUACUCCAAUUUCAGUCUUUAGCGGAACAGAUCAAGAAGCCGGAUUUCUUGAUUUCUGAUUACGCCAAGUUUGAUCACCCUGCACAGCUCCAUGUAGGUGUACAGGCUCUGCAUGCAUUUGCUGAGAACCAUAAGGGCACCUUUCCCCGACCACACAAUGACCAAGACGCGCAAGAGGUUCUUGAGAUUGCUCAGAAACUUGCUAAGGAGAGUUCUGGGGAAGUCGAAUUGGACACCAAGCUUAUCACUGAAUUGAGUUAUCAAGCUCAGGGCGAUCUCAAUCCUACAGCCGCAUUCUUUGGUGGUCUGGCAGCCCAGGAAGUUCUCAAGGCAGUGUCCGGAAAAUUUACACCGAUUGUUCAGUGGCUUUACUUUGACGCACUUGAAUCUCUGCCCACGUCUGUUGCUCGAAGUGAAGAACUGUGCAAACCAAUCGGAUCAAGGUAUGAUGGCCAAAUCGCUGUCUUUGGUACAGAAUAUCAAGAGAAAAUUUCGAAUGUCAAGAAUUUCCUGGUUGGCUCAGGUGCCAUUGGUUGCGAGAUGUUGAAGAACUAUGCCAUGAUAGGUCUCGGAACAGGACCCAAAGGACAUAUCACGGUCACAGAUAACGACUCCAUCGAGAGGAGCAACCUGAACCGUCAAUUCCUCUUCCGAGCCAAAGAUGUUGGAAAGCAGAAGAGCGAUGCUGCAGCUGCAGCGGUGCAAGCCAUGAAUCCCGAGCUCAGAGGCAAAAUCACCACCCUGACUGACCGAGUUGGCCCUGAUUCAGAAGACGUGUUCAACGAGAAGUUCUGGGCAGACCUCGAUCUGGUUACUAACGCUCUCGACAAUGUGGAGGCCCGUACAUAUGUCGACCGAAGAUGCGUUUUCUUCCAAAAACCACUACUCGAAAGUGGCACACUAGGAACUAAAGCUAAUACUCAAGUUGUUCUUCCCCGGCUAACAGAAUCUUACUCCAGCUCUCAAGAUCCUCCAGAGCAGUCUUUCCCGAUGUGUACUCUUCGAAGUUUCCCCAACAAGAUUGAGCACACAAUUGCCUGGGCUCGAGACUUGUUCCAAUCAUACUUUGUGGGACCUCCGGAGACCGUCAACUUGUAUCUCUCGCAGCCCGACUAUAUCAAUACCACUCUGAGACAACAAGGCAAUGAGAAGCAAAUUUUGGACAGCCUCAAGGAUUUCUUGGUGUCUGACAAGCCCACCGAUUUUAAUGACUGCAUUGCGUGGGCUCGAAAUCAAUUCGAAAAGCAAUAUCAUAACGCAAUUGCGCAAUUACUAUACAACUUUCCCAAGGAUUCCAAGACCUCAAGCGGUGCGGAUUUCUGGUCAGGACCCAAACGCGCACCAACCCCGCUCAUCUUUGAUGCCAACGAUGAGACUCACCUUGGCUUUGUGAUUGCUGGCGCCCAUCUCCAUGCAUACAACUAUGGCAUCCAAGCACCCAAACUCAGCAAAGGCGAUUACGCAAAAGUACUCGACGGCCUAAUCAUCCCAGAAUUCCGGCCAGACGCCAAUGUGAGGAUCCAGGCGGAUGAGAAGGAACCUGACCCGAACGGGCCACCACCAACAUUUGCAGAUGACGAGGAGGAGCUGAACAAGAUUGUUGCUCAACUGCCGUCGCCCAAGAGUUUACCUGGCUUCCGCCUAACCGUGGUAGAAUUUGAGAAAGAUGAUGAUACCAAUCAUCACAUUGAUUUCAUCACAGCGGCAAGUAAUCUUCGAGCGUUGAACUAUAACAUCGCUGUCGCCGAUAGACACAAGACCAAGUUCAUCGCUGGCAAGAUUAUUCCUGCCAUCGCAACCACCACAGCAUUGGCGACUGGACUAGUCGUUUUCGAACUGUGCAAGAUUGUCGAUGGAAAGACAGAUCUUGAGCAAUAUAAAAAUGGCUUCGUCAAUCUCGCGCUGCCAUUUUUUGGUUUCAGUGAGCCCAUCUCAAGUCCCAAGGGCACUUACCAAGGCAAGAAUGGAGAGGUGACUAUUGACAAACUCUGGGACCGAUUUGAAGUCGACGAUAUCACCCUUACAGACUUCAUCAAACACUUUGAUGAUCUCGGGUUGAGUGUUACAAUGGUCAGCUCUGGCGUCAGUCUCUUGUAUGCUAGCUUCUAUCCACCUAGUAAGGUCAAGGAUCGUUUGCCUCUCAAGAUGAGCAAGCUAUUGGAGACGAUCAGCCGCAAGCCUAUCCCGGAGCAUCAGAAGAACAUCAUCUUCGAGAUUACUGCUGAGGACACCACUGAGGAGGACGUUGAGAUUCCAUAUGUCAUGGUGAAGUACAAGAAAUAG
Molecule: messenger RNA, 3102 nt
Organism: Exophiala aquamarina CBS 119918
Lineage: Eukaryota; Fungi; Ascomycota; Eurotiomycetes; Chaetothyriales; Herpotrichiellaceae
Product: ubiquitin-activating enzyme E1
Exons: 1
Coding region: 1-3102 (1033 amino acids)
Biological process (GO): protein sumoylation
Cellular component (GO): SUMO activating enzyme complex; cytoplasm
Molecular function (GO): SUMO activating enzyme activity
Source: RefSeq, a predicted model, not a curated record